AUGGCUGACGUGUUGUCUAAACGUGCAGACAGGACCUUAAACAUUCCUGAGUUUUUAGUGCAUUACCUGUUGGAGGUAUCUGCUAACUCAUUCCACCCUGCUGAUAACCCUUCCGGCAUAGUGAACCUUGGUACAAUUGAAAAUAAAACCUGUGAAGACAUAUGGCUGAAAAAGGUGGAGGAUUUGACCCCUUUGAUUGCCGAUAAAUCCUCACUGUAUUAUUACAAUUUAUCUGGCUUUGAAACGCUUCGUCAAAAUAUUGGCAAGUUUUUAGGAACCAAAUUGAAACUCCCGGAGCCUCUUGAUCCACAAAAGAUAGUUCUUCUUGAUGGAGUGACAGCUGUUCUUAAUGCAGUAGCGUUAGCGAUCGCGGAUGAGGGUGAUGCCAUACUAUGCCCGAUACCGACCUAUGGACGUAUACUUAAUGACAUAGAGGAAGUGGCCAGCGCCCGAUUCUACAAAGUACCGAUGUUUCAGGAAUGUGACACUGGUGAUGCAGCUGAGUUCCGAAUUGAUGUAAUUGAAAAAUAUUAUGAAAAAGCUGUUAACGAGGGUCGCAAUGUGAAAGGACUUAUCCUGUGUAACCCCCAAAACCCGACAGGAAAAGUUUACAGCCAAAAUGAUAUAUCCUGUCUGCUGGACUUUUGUGCAAGGAAAGGGAUCCACAUUGUUGUUGAUGAAAUCUACGCACUGUCUUGUUAUGACAAACCAGAAUUCAUAAGCGUGCUUCAGUGCAAUAUCCCUGAUCCCGCUCGUACCCACUUCCUGUGGGGGUUCAGUAAGGACCUGUCACUCUCAGGCUUUAGGUGUGGAAUGAUAUACAGUGAAAGCACCCGGCUAAUAGAUUACAUUCGUAAGGUAUCGUUCUUCUGCUCAGUGCCUGCCCCCGUUCAAAUCAUCUUAAAUGCCAUCAUUUCUGACUCCGAAUGGCUAGAUACAGUUUACUUUCCAACGUACCAAAAACGUAUGCGGGAAAACUUUGAAAUCGCAUGUAGGGGUUUAGAAGCCAUUGGGGUUCCAUUUUACAGAGGAACCGCCGGAAGUUACAUCUGGAUGGAUCUAACAAAGUUUUUACCCAGCAAGACUAAUGAAGAGGAACUAGCCUUAUUCCAUAAGUUACUCCUGGGCGGAGUUUACCUAUGUCCAGGCAAAGAAAUGUUCUCCCCUUACGCGGGCUGGUUUCGUUUUACCUUCACAACGUACAAAGACCACGUGAUAGAGGGUUUGAAGAGGAUGGAAAAGGUCCUGACAAGUAAUUGA
Messenger RNA from Ylistrum balloti, 1260 nucleotides. RefSeq names its product 1-aminocyclopropane-1-carboxylate synthase-like protein 1. Gene Ontology annotation, biological process: biosynthetic process; amino acid metabolic process. The coding region runs from base 1 to 1260 and encodes 419 amino acids. The transcript is spliced from 13 exons. The record is from RefSeq and is a predicted model, not a curated record. Lineage: Eukaryota; Metazoa; Mollusca; Bivalvia; Pectinida; Pectinidae. Gene Ontology annotation, molecular function: pyridoxal phosphate binding; transaminase activity.